Molecule: messenger RNA, 330 nt
Organism: Glycine soja
Lineage: Eukaryota; Viridiplantae; Streptophyta; Magnoliopsida; Fabales; Fabaceae
Exons: 1
Coding region: 1-330 (109 amino acids)
Source: RefSeq, a predicted model, not a curated record
AUGAGAGAUAACUUGUUUGAUCUUACUGUGAUGGCAAUUGUUACAGAAAAGCCAGACAUGAAGCAGAUUCAGGGAGUGCUAGCUUGGGAACAAUUUAGAUUUAAAUUUGGUGAGGAGAUUGUGAUUGAAAGAGCUAAACUUCUGUGUGAAAGGAUAAAGAAACAGAAGAGGAUCCUUUUCUUCCUUGAUGAUCUUUCUUCUGGAAUUGACUUGGACAGAGUAGGAAUCCCAUUUGGAAUUGACCAUACGGGUUUCAAAAUAGUUUUGUUCUCGGGGUGUCCAGAGGUAUUCUUCAACCAAAUGAACACUGCAAUGAAUUAUUUCACUUGA